Messenger RNA from Trichobilharzia szidati, 1445 nucleotides. The record is from the annotation of a GenBank genome assembly. NCBI's taxonomy places the organism in Eukaryota, Metazoa, Platyhelminthes, Trematoda, Strigeidida, Schistosomatidae.
GCGGAAGAUAUAGACCCUGCGUUACAAUGGCUUAACCUGCUGCCACAUUCGUGUAUUAUGGCUUCUGAAGAGGCUAGCAAUUCAAUCAGAAAGCCAUCUGCAAGACGGUCAAAGCCUGAUAUGGCAGCUUUGGUGGAUCAGCAGAGAUUUUUCGAUGAUCCGUGGUCAAGAAACAGUUUAUACCAAUUGGAUUCACUUAUACCAGUUGUAGCUCUCCACCCAUUAUCCUGCUCUUCAUCUGGUGAUUCAGAUAUUGGAGAAAGCAAUACAAACUCUGUUAUUGAAGUUGACGAAGGUGGUGAUGAUGAUGAUCUGCCCUUAUCUACAUUCCUACCGUUGAAAUCAGUCAGUCUGUCCAAUACAAUGAUCAAUAACAACAACAGUGAUAAUAGUAUUACCAUUAAUAGUAGUGAUAAUAGUUUAAAUACUAGUAUUAGUAGUAAUGACAGUAAUAAUAAUGAUAAUAAUAAUAAUAGUACUACUACUAAUAAUAAUAGUUGUAUUAUUAUUAACAAUGACAAUAAUACUAGUGAUAAUAUCAAUAAUCAUAAAAUUGUCCACUCAUCAUGUCAGUGUACAAAACCUGCAGUUGUAGAUGAUCCACGAUGGGAUGGUGAGUAUUGUUCACCGGAAUGUCUUAUUCGUGUUUGUCAUGAAGCAUUUCAAUCUUGGCUAGAAAAUCAUCACGGUGUAUAAGCGAAAACAGAUUCAUUUAGUGUGAAAAAAAAUGAAAAACAAGAAAAAAGGAAGAGGAAGAAUAGAAAAUGAAAAAACAAACAACAACAGCAACUUCGAAGCGAUGAAGAUCUUCAAUGAAGAAUAAAACCACCAACAGCAACAACAACAACAACAGUCCUUGUGCACACCCUUCAGUCCUAUUCUUCUCAUCUCUGUAUAUAUCGUUAUUCUUAUUACUAUUAUAAGUAUUGUUUGGAGUUGUUUUCAAUAUAUAUGUGUAUAUUCGUUCGCCUUUAUUCCAGUGAUACCUUGUAUGUAAUCCGCAUUACUGAAAGCCAACGUGUGUUAUAUGAAAUUUGUUAUGGUUAUUAAUAUAUAUAUAUAUAUAUAUAUAUAUAUAUAUAUAUAUAUAUAUGUAUAUUGGCCACAUUGUAUUUGUAUCAGAGAAGAGAUAUGUGUAUAAUUUAAUUACUUGUACAAAUUUUCCUUUGAUUUAAUGCUUAGAAUGCUUCUUCUCCAAUGUCUUUUUCGCCUUCCUUCUUCCUUCUCUGUAAAUUUUGCCAAACAACAAUGGAGGUCUUUUUGUCUUAAAUUCACAGCAACACACAUACAUACAUAUAUAUAAAUGGAAGAUUGUAUGACAUUCUUCAUGUUGGGGAUGAUUUCUUAUAUAUAUGUAUAAAUAUGGGUCUAUUGAUUAUCAAAAUAGACACUAAGUAACGAUUUCUAACAGUUAUAACCUGCAUAAUCCUUUUUGAAUAUCGAAA